Messenger RNA from Meloidogyne enterolobii, 363 nucleotides. NCBI's taxonomy places the organism in Eukaryota, Metazoa, Nematoda, Chromadorea, Rhabditida, Meloidogynidae. The record is from the annotation of a GenBank genome assembly.
AUGGUGGUACGUCUUCGGGCUGAUUUUUUGUCUGAUUUUUCCAAAUGUUUUUUUUUCAAGAUGUGCAACUGUGGCAACAUGGAAUGGUCUGGUGGUAGUCUGAUUUGGGGGCUUUCAGCUAUGGAUGGUGGAAGAACAUGCUUUGGAUGGUGGAAGAAUAUGCCUUGGAUUGUGGAAGAAUAUGAUUUGGGGGCUUUCAACUGCUGUGUGGUGGAAUGGAAGAAUAUGCUACUGGCUGGUGGAAAGAAUAUGAUUUGGGGGCUUUCAGCUGCUGGGUGGUGGAAGAAUAUGCCGUUGAAUGGUGGAAGAACAUGCUUUUGGUGGUGGAAGCAGAUGCUCAUUUUGGAUGUAAGUUUGUCAUGA